Phasianus colchicus (ring-necked pheasant) is the source of this 2053-nucleotide messenger RNA. The record is from RefSeq and is a predicted model, not a curated record. NCBI's taxonomy places the organism in Eukaryota, Metazoa, Chordata, Aves, Galliformes, Phasianidae.
AUGGCGAUUUUUGUCAGGUUCAACUCUAGCCAUGGCUUCCCGGUGGAGCUUGGGUUGGAUGCCAGCAUCCUCCAGCUGAAGGAGGCAGUUGCGCAGCGACAGGGAGUUCCAGCUGACCAGCUGCGGGUGAUUUUUGCAGGGAGAGAGCUCAGCAACGACUUAACACUGCAGAAUUGUGACCUGGUCCAGCAAAGCAUCGUUCAUAUUGUUCAGAAUCCACAGAAAAAUAGUGAUAAGGAUGAGACAGAAGACAGCCAUGCUGGAGGCAUUCUAAAAACAUUGGAAAGAGUACCUGAAAGUCUAACACGCAUAGAUCUCAGUUCCAGCAUCCUCCCAUCACUGUCUGCAGGGUUGGCUGUUAUUCUGGAUACUAAAGAACCCAACAUUUCUCCUCCCUCUGAAAAAUCAGGUGCAGCUAGUUACAACAGUUUUUAUGUUUUUUGCAAAAAUUUCUGCCAAGCUGUGAAACCUGGGAAACUGAGGGUCAGAUGCAAUGAAUGUAAACAAGGAACACUCACUUUGGCAAGGGGCCCCUCUUGCUGGGAUGAUGUGCUGAUUCCAAACAGAAUAACAGGUGUUUGCCAGUCCCCAAAGUGCAGUGGAAACGUAGCGGAGUUUUACUUUAAAUGUGGAGCACACCCAACAACUGACAGUGAAACAUCUGUGGCUUUGAACCUCGUUACUACAAACAGUCGCGGUAUCACAUGUAUAACAUGCACGGAUAUUAGGAAUCCUGUGCUUGUGUUCCAGUGCAUGCAUCGCCACGUAAUUUGCCUAGAUUGUUUCCAUUUAUACUGUGUGACAAUGUUGAAUGAUCGUCAGUUCAUCUAUGACCCAGAUCUUGGCUACUCUCUCCCGUGUGUAGCUGGCUGUCCAGACUCCUUGAUUAAAGAGGUUCAUCACUUCAGGAUUCUGGGAGAAGAACAGUACAACCGCUACCAGCGCUAUGGUGCAGAGGAGUGCGUGCUGCAGAUGGGCGGCCUGCUGUGUCCAACUCCUAGCUGUGGAGCGGGUCUGCUACCUGAACCAGGAGUGAGGAAAAUUGUAUGUGAACCAGGCAAUGGAAUAGGCUGUGGGUUUGUGUUCUGCCGUGAAUGUAAAGAAGAAUACCAUGAAGAGGAAUGCAGCUCUUUCUUCAGCACACAGGGAGCUGUGGCCCAAAAGGGAUAUAUAGUUGAUGAAAAUGCAGCCAUGCAAGCCCGGUGGGAAGAGGCAUCUAAAGAAACAAUCAAGAAAACAACCAAGCCAUGCCCCAACUGCCACAUUCCAGUGGAAAAAAAUGGUGGCUGCAUGCACAUGAAAUGUCCUCGACCUCAGUGCAGGUUUGAGUGGUGCUGGAACUGUGGCCUGGAGUGGAACAGAACCUGCAUGGGCAAUCACUGGUUUGACUGAUAGCACAGUGGCCCAGGCACUAGCUGGCAUUGCUGCUGCGGCUGGCUUUCAUCAGGGUCACAUUCUGAACUCCUUGCUUAAACAAAAUUCCCAGUGGUUUCAGAGAUGUUCAGAAGUUAGCUCAGUUUGGUUUUUUUUUUCUUGCUUGCCUACUAAACUCACACUGAAGGUAUGCCAAGGGUUUUAAAUCCACUAAGUAAAAAGAGAAAUUGUUUUAAUGACUUACUCAUUGUGGUAAAAGAGGGAUAACUUUCACCUUUCUGAAUAUCUGCAGCCUGUCAGCACAGAGAGAGACAGGUUUACUGUGAGGAACUCGCUUGAUAUUUCUAGUCAGAAAUCCCUAACUCCUGCAAGAGAGCAGCAGGUGCUUGUGUGUAUCAGGGACUAUGGUGGAGAGUCCCAGCACCAACUCCUUUGCUCAGUCAGUACAAUUUUUGUUUUAAGACCGUAAUUCUUAACAGCUUAAUAGCUUUUUAGCAGAUGAAAGACACUGGCUGUUCAUUGUUUACUCAGGGUUCCUUCUGAACAGGUUUACUGUAAGGUUCUUGCUUUCAAACCAAAUUCUCAUAGAAAUAGCCAGCUUUAUGCCAGUUUUGUGCUUGUGUAUUUGUAACACACAGCAUGAAAUCUGCCUAUAUCACACAGACUAUGUUACCUCUCA